ACCAAGUCCGCCGGGCCUGGGUGCUGUAAUAAGGCGGCAGGACUGGCAGUGCUUGAGUUCCAGUUCCCCUAACCGUCCAGCCAGAGAGUAAACUGGCUGGGGAGGGCUCUGGAGACGCGCUUGGGCCUCGGGUUCCGCUGCGAAGACGGAGCGUUCUAGGCCUCACCAGGCUGAAAAGAGACUAGUAGCAAGUGUCACACCAUGCUUUUGCCAAUUUUCCAAUUGAAGCUCAACGUUCCUUCAUAAGCAUUUCCCUGUUAAAAUGUCCUUGACCCUUACAGAGGAGCAGAGAAAAAAAAUUGAAGAGAAUCGACAAAAGGCUCUGGCCCGCAGAGCUGAGAAGUUAAUAGCAGAACAGCCUCCAAGCACAGCAGUGAGCUCCUCUCUUGCUACCAACCCUUCCCAGUCCAAGCAAGGCUAUUCCCAGAAUCUCCCAAAAGAGCCUUCUAAGCCAGUAAGCCAUGGUGUCAUUUUCAAGCAACAGAAUCUCAGCAGUUCAUCUCAGGGUGACCAAAGACCUCAUAAUUCCCAGCAUUUGCAGCUCAGCACACCAGAGCAGCCUAAGGGGACAUGGAAGAACCAAGAAGGGAUGUCCACAGCCUGCCCAAGCUACAGCCCACCAAAUCAAAAAACUCCUGCUGAACUCUCUCCACCUUUGGCACAAAGCCCUCCAAAUGUCCCUAACCAACUCCUCUUGGGCUGUAAGUUAGGUCCAGGUCACCCUCAGACUGCACAUAAGAUUGAAUCAACACCCCUUGCUAACUCAGCUCAUGAACCUUUGGUUGAAGCAAAGAGGUCCCAGGAGACACCAGCUUCCUCCUCUGGACAGCCUCCCUGGGAUCCUAAAUUAGAGGCUAAGGCAGUGAAACCUUCCACCUCGAGGCAGAACAUUCCUAACAUCCAUUAUGGCUCAGGGGGUGUGACACCCAGAACAGAAGGAAGAUUCCAACAGAAAUUGGGGACCUCACUCCAAAAAACAGUAAGCUCCACAAAGGGAAAGUGCAUAAGGAAUGGAGAUCGUUUCCGGGUACAGAUUGGCUAUAAUGAGAAGCUCCUCGCAGUGUUUAAGCGUCUGCCCAGCAGAAGUUAUGAUGCUGCCACCAAGACGUGGGACUUCAGCAUGUCCGACUACAAUGCCUUGAUGAAAGCUGCUCAGUGCCUCCCCACAGUCACCCUGGAGCCAUUGGAAGGGGUCAGUGGCAGCAGUGGGGGACAGGCCAGCCUUCCUUCAGCUCCAUCCCUUGCCUUUGUCAAAGGGAGAUGCAUGCUCAUCUCCCGGACCCGCUUCGAGGUAGACGUCAGCUAUUCAGAGGACCUGAUCGCGGUAUUUAAACAGAUGGAUUCCAGGAAAUACGAUGUCAAUACCAGGAAAUGGAACUUUCUCUUGGAAGAGCACAAUAAACUGAUUACAAGGGUACGCGGCCUCCCACAGGUUCAGCUGGAUCCUCUGCCCAAGACUAUCACCCUGGCAUUUGCUUCUCAGCUUGAGAAGACAUCUCUCCAUCCUGCUGAUGUUCCUGAUGCAGACCUUUCUGGAGUGGACACCAAGCUCGUGUCUAAUCUGAUGCCCUUUCAGAGAGCUGGAGUCAAUUUUGCCAUAGCAAAAAGAGGUCGCCUGCUGCUUGCUGAUGACAUGGGACUGGGAAAGACCAUCCAAGCCAUCUGUAUAGCGGCCUUCUACCGGAAGGAAUGGCCACUCCUGGUGGUGGUACCGUCCUCUGUGCGCUUCACCUGGGAGCAGGCCUUCCUUCAGUGGCUGCCAUCUCUGAGCCCAGAUAGCAUCAACGUGGUAGUGAAUGGGAAGGGCCACCUGACAGCUGGCUUGGUCAACAUAGUCAGUUUUGACCUUCUUAGCAAAUUGGAAAAACAGCUAAAGACCCCUUUCAAGGUCGUCAUCAUUGAUGAAUCUCAUUUCCUCAAAAAUAUCAAGACUGCCCGCUGUCGAGCAGCUGUACCCAUCCUAAAGGUUGCCAAGAGAGUGAUCUUACUGUCAGGCACCCCAGCCAUGUCCCGACCUGCAGAGCUCUACACGCAGAUCAUUGCAGUCAAGCCAACUUUUUUCCCUCAGUUUCAUGCCUUUGGACUUCGCUACUGUGAUGCCAAACAGAUGUCCUGGGGCUGGGACUACUCAGGCUCCUCCAACCUCGGAGAGCUAAAGCUCCUGCUGGAAGAAGCGAUCAUGCUGCGACGCCUCAAGUCCGACGUCCUUUCCCAGCUGCCAGCCAAACAGCGCAAGACGGUGGUGGUCUCCCCUGGGCGGAUCAGUGCCAGGGCCAGAGCCACCCUGAAUGCUGCAGCCAUGGAAAUGACCAAGGGCCAAACUAAACAGCAGCAGAAAGAAGCCCUCAUUGUCUUCUUCAACAGAACGGCUGAAGCGAAAAUCCCAUGUGUCAUUGAAUACAUCCUGGACCUUCUGGAAAGUGGAAGAGAGAAGUUUCUAGUGUUUGCACACCAUAAGGUGGUUUUGGAUGCAAUUACCAAGGAACUUGAGAGAAAGCACGUGCCACACAUCCGCAUCGAUGGCUCCACUUCCUCGGCGGACCGAGAGGACCUGUGCCGGCAGUUCCAGCUGUCUGAGAGGCACGCAGUGGCAGUACUGUCCAUCACUGCUGCCAACAUGGGCCUUACCUUCUCCUCUGCUGACCUGGUGGUGUUCGCCGAGCUGUUUUGGAACCCAGGGGUGCUAAUCCAGGCUGAGGACCGGGUGCACCGCAUUGGGCAGACCAGCUCCGUGGGCAUUCACUACCUGGUGGCCAAAGGCACAGCAGAUGACUACCUCUGGCCCCUGAUUCAAGAGAAGAUUAAAGUUCUGGGAGAAGCUGGGCUUUCUGAAACCAAUUUCUCAGAAAUGACAGAAGCCACUGAUUACAUCUACAAGGACCCAAAGCAGCAGACUAUCUAUGACCUAUUCCAGAAGUCCUUUGAGAAAGAUGGAAGUGACAAAGAGCUCCUGGAGGCAGCAGAAACCUUUGACCCAGGAAGUACUUCAGGAGACACAGAUGAAAGCACCUUGACUGCCAGUCCACCAAAGAAAAGGAAAUUUGAAUUUUUUGAUAACUGGGACAGCUUCACCUCUCCCUUUUAAGAGGGACCCAAAAAAGCAUUAGAAAUCAUGGAAUUCACAAAAAUAAAACAAGGUAUUUUGUUUAUAAAGCCUGUGUUUCUCUUGUCAUCAGCAGUGCCUGUGUCUCUCCAAGGCCAAUGGGACACCAGCAUUUCCAUUCCUGUGUAAGCAGGUAGGGGAUUGCUUUGGGGCUUAAUUAAUCUUAGCUCGUCUGGCUUAGAAAAGGAGACAACAACUUGUAACAGUGGUAAUUCACAUUUUUAAGUAAUGCUGCCUAUGUAUUCCAACAUCUAGAUUUUAAAAGUUGAAUGACUAUAAAUAUUUAUAGAAUGCCUAAGAUGUGCCAGGUACUAUCCUGGGUACUGGUGAUAACUUGCUGAACAAGAGAAAAAUAUGUGCCAUAGGA
Molecule: messenger RNA, 3470 nt
Organism: Sciurus carolinensis (gray squirrel)
Lineage: Eukaryota; Metazoa; Chordata; Mammalia; Rodentia; Sciuridae
Gene: Smarcal1
Product: SWI/SNF related, matrix associated, actin dependent regulator of chromatin, subfamily a like 1
Exons: 18
Coding region: 263-3085 (940 amino acids)
Biological process (GO): DNA repair; replication fork processing
Cellular component (GO): nuclear replication fork
Molecular function (GO): ATP binding; ATP-dependent chromatin remodeler activity
Source: RefSeq, a predicted model, not a curated record